Molecule: messenger RNA, 956 nt
Organism: Oenanthe melanoleuca
Lineage: Eukaryota; Metazoa; Chordata; Aves; Passeriformes; Muscicapidae
Product: nucleoside diphosphate kinase
Exons: 5
Coding region: 1-837 (278 amino acids)
Biological process (GO): CTP biosynthetic process; GTP biosynthetic process; regulation of apoptotic process
Molecular function (GO): nucleoside diphosphate kinase activity
Source: RefSeq, a predicted model, not a curated record
AUGAGUACCAAAUUAUUUAGUCGUGUUAAACAUCCGCCGUCAUUUCAGUGCCUUAAAGGCUUAAGCCGCAGCUGCUGCGCCUGUAUAUCAAUAACCCCGAGGCGGCGGAGGCGACAGGUGCCUGGCCCGGCGCCGCCAGCGCUCUCUGGGCCCGGGCCCGGGCCCGGCAGUUCAGCGCUCCGGCCGCUCCCGCCGCCUCCCGCACCCGGCCCGGUCCCGCUCGGCGCGGCGCUGCCGAUCCCGCCCCCGAAGCGCCGCCGGCCCGGCGGCUCCUCCCCUGCGCGGGGCGGGGGAUCCGCGGCGCGCCCGGCCCCGCCUGCGCCUCUUCCUGCGGCGGCAGCGGCGCGGGCGGCAGCGGCGGCAGCGGAGAGCGCCAUGGCGGGGAACGGCGAGCGCACCUUCAUCGCCAUCAAGCCCGACGGCGUGCAGCGCGGGCUGGUCGGGGAGAUCAUCAAACGGUUCGAGCAGAAAGGGUUCCGGCUCGUGGCCAUGAAGUUCGUGCACGCCUCUGAAGACCUUCUCAAACAACAUUACAUUGACCUGAAGGACCGCCCCUUCUUCCCUGGUUUGGUUAAAUACAUGAACUCUGGACCUAUUGUGGCCAUGGUAUGGGAAGGACUCAACGUGGUUAAAACUGGGAGAGUGAUGCUGGGGGAAACCAACCCUGCAGACUCCAAGCCUGGCACCAUCCGUGGUGACUUCUGCAUUCAAGUGGGAAGGAACAUCAUCCACGGCAGUGACUCUGUGGAGAGUGCACAGAAGGAGAUCAACCUGUGGUUCAAACCCAAUGAGCUCAUUGACUUCAAGCCCUGUGCACACGACUGGAUCUAUGAGUGAUGGGUUCCCACAGUGAUUUGUGCCUUCCAACACCUCAUCUCAUUCCAGCUGCUGCCCUGGGAGCAACCACAGUUACGUUAGUGCUGAAAGUGACUGUCAAAUAAAUGGGUGUGAACUAA